GUAGGAUCAAGUACUUAUAUAGAGCUGACUUCCCUGUCGCUUAAGGUUUGCGAGUUACCACUUACAAAAAUCAAGUGAUAAACCACUUUGCACAUGAGACACCAAACUCCUAUAUCAGAGUCACCUAUCAUCUCGAACAAAUUGAAACCAUUUAAAUACACCACUCCGAAUCUUUCAGUAUGCUAGAUUUCAGCAUGUUAGACCGGCUCGUCAAGAAGCUCAUGGGUGGCGAUGAAUUUUAUGGUCUCCAUGAUCCUCAGGCAAUCAUUACGAAGGGUCAGGAACUUGAUCGCAAAUACGGAUACAUGUACGGCAACUCCUACGAGAAGGAAGCUCGCAAGAAGGCGGCCCAGAUGAGCGCAGGAUACGGGAAUAGUAAUGGGGGCGGUAGUGCAGGAUGGAGCAGCUAUGCACGCUAAGAUAAACUAUAAGAAGCUAAGGGGUUGAGACAGGUCUAAAGGAACACGCAGCAUUUAACUUUUCUACAUGCGACAAUGAAGAAACGACCUCUACACUAAGACAAUCUCUGAGACCUGCAAACCUUCCAGCAGCCCUUUUAUACGAUGAGCGUAGGCUCUGGAAGUGCUCUCCAGAGUCUCCAUGCUUGGCUCUCGCAAAGUAUCAUCUUUCUUUAGGCGUUGCGAGAAUUUGGUGUAAUUGCUUAUUAAUAAAGCAUUAUGGCUGAUACUAACAUGGCCAACUCGCUCAUAGCCGUCACUUCCCAGCUUUUUGAUAACAUGGAUACCACAGAAAGCAAA
Fusarium odoratissimum NRRL 54006 is the source of this 758-nucleotide messenger RNA. RefSeq lists its product as uncharacterized. The coding region runs from base 180 to 419 and encodes 79 amino acids. NCBI's taxonomy places the organism in Eukaryota, Fungi, Ascomycota, Sordariomycetes, Hypocreales, Nectriaceae. The transcript has a single exon. The record is from RefSeq and is a predicted model, not a curated record.